AUGUCCGACACAGACGGCUUAGCUGCCUCGGCGUCCUUCCUCGAGCCACCUGCCAGUGAAGACAACAACGAGGUCGACUCAUUACCCUCAGAACCGGAUUCGGACGACGACACAGCGAGCGAAGAGGAAGACUACGAGGAAUCAGACGCAGAAAGAGAGUGGAAGGAGAGUCUCCAACAGCUGGAACUGCUACUUUCGAUGGUCAUAGUGCCCUACGUGGGCAAGUAUUUUGGACGCAAGUUUGCGUAUUGGGGAUGGAAACAGUUCAUGGAAUGGAAAUACCCCGUUGAAAUUGUCAUCACCAACAAGGCCGCGUUCAAGGGCGUUGGUGCAGUAGAAGCGGCGGCUUCCCUGUGA
Molecule: messenger RNA, 357 nt
Organism: Cladophialophora yegresii CBS 114405
Lineage: Eukaryota; Fungi; Ascomycota; Eurotiomycetes; Chaetothyriales; Herpotrichiellaceae
Exons: 2
Coding region: 1-357 (118 amino acids)
Biological process (GO): mitochondrial outer membrane translocase complex assembly; protein insertion into mitochondrial outer membrane
Cellular component (GO): mitochondrial outer membrane
Source: RefSeq, a predicted model, not a curated record